AUGUGUAUACAGCGCACCAAGAACAGUGUCGCCAGUAUAGACAACGCCCCGGCAGCGACCCGGCAACAACCUGGCAGCGUACGGCUCCUUGCUUUGGGAUCUUCCUCCGAUACGGACUCCAUACGGACACAAGUUCAACGCCGUAGCAAGAGAAUGAUUCCCGAGGGUCACGUCCAGCGAACAUGGCGCGUCCGCAUUUUUCCUACGGCUGGACAAAAGAAGACACUCAAGGAAUGGAUGCACUCGGCCCGAAAGACAUACAACUGGGUACUCGGAGUACUUCGGAAGCAGUACGCAAAGCACGGAAAGACCAUCAUUCCCAUCAACUUUGAAGCACUGAAAAAGAACUUUGUCACAUGCAAAAUGUCUCGGUUCCCAUGCAAGCUCCGCCACCUCAAAGACACGCCAUGUUCGGUGCGAGAAGCGACCAUGCAAGAAUUGGCCGAAGCGUACAAGGCGCAAUUCAAACGAUACAGGGAAACAGGGGAAUUCACUACUCCGAGCUUCCGAAGUGUCAAGCACCCUUAUUGGUCCAUCACCGUCCCUCCUCAGAAUUGGUCGAAAAAGGUGGGGAAGCGAUGGCAAUGCUACAUUACCCAGCUCCCCGACGAAGGCAAGCUACGCGUGCGAACAAGGGAUCAAAAACGAGUCCUCAAUCGAUACCCUAACGGUCCCGAUCGCGAAGUCAAGAUUGUGCACACAGCGGCACCGGCAACCUAUGAGGACUUGAACCCCGACGCGAGGGGUCAUUUGGCCGCCCUUGAUCCCGGAUCCAACCCGUUUGUGAAUUAUUACUCUCCCACUCGGAUGCAAGCCGGCUCUUUUGGGACGGCGGACGACCUGAAUCGCCUUCGAAGACCGAGCAAAUGGUUCGCCGAGUGGAUGAAAACGGUCGCCGUCGUCGCAUCGCUCGCCGCACAGCUAGAGACCUCCUCACCUGGUGCCACGCCCCCUUUCGCCGCGCGCUCCAAAUGCGAGAGGAAGAACUUCGUGGGUCCCUUGUGGAGAUCCUUGGAGAGGAAUACACCACCAAGACUUGCAACCGAUGCGGGGUCAUUCAAGACCAAGUCAAUGGCAAGCUCUUUCACUGCAGAGACUGCGGCCAUCGAGUGCAUCGAGACGUCCAUGGCGCUCGCAACCAUGGUCUGA
Messenger RNA from Fimicolochytrium jonesii, 1149 nucleotides. RefSeq lists its product as uncharacterized. Lineage: Eukaryota; Fungi; Chytridiomycota; Chytridiomycetes; Spizellomycetales; Powellomycetaceae. Bases 1 to 1149 code for a protein of 382 amino acids. The transcript is spliced from 4 exons. The record is from RefSeq and is a predicted model, not a curated record.